AUGAGAGAACUGGAGAACGACAACCUCAAUCGAUUCCUUGGACUGUGCCUUGAUGGGCCACAAUUGCUAUCUAUAUGGAGAUACUGCAGUAGAGGUAGUCUCAACGAUGUCAUCACCAAGGGAUCGAUGUCAAUGGACAGUAUUUUUGUAUUCUCACUCAUAAGAGAUGUUGCAAACGGUCUGGCAUUCAUUCAUCAUUCGUUCUUGGAAUACCAUGGUUUUCUGACAUCUAAAUGCUGUGUGGUCGAUGACCGUUGGCAAGCGAAGGUUUCCGACUACGGACUGAGAAAAUUGCGUUUGUAUGAUAAGCGCAUGCCACAA
Molecule: messenger RNA, 321 nt
Organism: Ostertagia ostertagi
Lineage: Eukaryota; Metazoa; Nematoda; Chromadorea; Rhabditida; Trichostrongylidae
Source: the annotation of a GenBank genome assembly